ACAGAUCAAAGAAAGAAACCUAAACACAAAAAUUGCAAACAUAACUGCAGGCCAGGCAAGAUCAUGAACUCGGACUUUGCUGUCCUCGAAUCGGUUCGACGGUACCUUCUCGGUGAUUCCGAAACUACCGGGAACAGUUUUCACUCGGCGAUGAGUUUCGAGAAUGCUGAGGUGGUUUGUCGGACUAGUACUACUACAAGCUUUAGCGACGUUUCUCUUAAUGACAGUUGGGGUACUAGUACCGCGACGUUGGCGUUGAAAGUGGACGACAAUACCGAUCAGGAGGCGGUGGUUUCGUCGAAUCAACUUGAUUUAGCGUCGGCAACCACCGACGAGUCGAAGCCUCGGGGAAAGAGAAGCGAAGAGGCUGUGGCGCGUGAGUGUGCCCGCGCGCCGCUUUACAGGGGGGUAAGGAGGAGACCGUGGGGUAAGUACGCGGCAGAGAUAAGGGAUCCAACGAAGAGCGGUGUGAGGGUGUGGCUCGGAACGUACCAGACGGCUGAGGAUGCAGCUUUGGCAUAUGACCGAGUUGCUUUCAAGACACGUGGUUCGAAGGCUAAGCUCAAUUUUCCGCACUUGAUCGGCAACGAUUGGGAGCCGAUCAGAGUGACCUCAAACGCCGCUCGCCGGAACCGUUGUCCGCCUCCAUCAUCCGAUAACGGCUCUUGGAAGCGCAUGCAUGGCCACUAGCAAAAUAACACGAGCGAGCUAGCUAGCUAGCCAGUUGGCUUUAAUUUCUUACUAGCUACCAUUCCAUAUAUAUUUGACUAAUUAAGAAUAGAGUACUGUUAGAUAUAAAUGUGCUAGUAUUAUGUAGUUGUUUUAAAAAGUAAUGAAAUUUAUUAUUAAAAAAUUAAUUUUGUAGAUUA
Messenger RNA from Carya illinoinensis, 869 nucleotides. RefSeq names its product ethylene-responsive transcription factor 13-like. Gene Ontology annotation, molecular function: DNA binding; DNA-binding transcription factor activity. The transcript has a single exon. Gene Ontology annotation, biological process: ethylene-activated signaling pathway; regulation of DNA-templated transcription. The record is from RefSeq and is a predicted model, not a curated record. The coding region runs from base 64 to 690 and encodes 208 amino acids. NCBI's taxonomy places the organism in Eukaryota, Viridiplantae, Streptophyta, Magnoliopsida, Fagales, Juglandaceae.